AAACUAUGCAUAUACACGCUGUGGUACAGCUAGGCGUAGUUCGCAAACAGUUAACUUCUGUCAUUAAGUUGUUGAGGCUCGUGUGUUGGCAAAUUAAGGGAAGUAGUCUUUAUAUUUAACAUGGGUCCAAAAAAACACUGACCUUACGCUGUGUUGCAGUUGAUAACUGGCUUGAAUUCUUUCUUUUUUUUUAAUAUCAUAGCAUUAGUUGGAAUACAUAGCUUGUUUUUGCUGUAGCUAAAGUUUUCUAGCUUCAAAGCUAGCGUGACUAACUGCGUUAGGUUCACCGGAGAACCCUCUGGAUUUGGAGGAAGGAAGGAAGGAAACUGAUAAGUAGGCUCACUGCGCACCUAUGCUCGUGCAAAACUAGCACUCUUUAGGGCUCUUGGGUUCACACCGUGACGCAGUUAGAAAAGGUGACUAUCUGUAGGCUUUGCGUGAUAUUUGACACUGUUUGGUUAAUGAGAUAUGUUGUUACUUGGCAUAGCUAGCUGCUAGCGCCACGUCUCUGGCUAGCUGUACGGCAGGCAAAAGCUAUCCCAUUAGCCACAAACUUCCAAAGAAGUUGUGUAAGCCAGAUUUCGUCUUCUGAUUAAUCUUCACGGACGGACUCUUUAACUCUGAUCCGCUCUAACACCGGGACGACCGGAGAAACUUAAUGGCAUCGGAUGUGAUUGAGAGUGAAGCUGUGCUGAGGGGUGUAAGGGAUAUGAAUUUGAACAAUGGCAGCCCAGAUAUUGUCACACCCAGGAGGACUCAUGAGGAUUUGGGAAACAGACAGACUUCUAGCCCGUCGUCUUCCGGUGUGUCGGGAGAAGGUGAUGACGAGGAGACCGAUGAAUUGCAAAAUAGCACCGCUUCUACUGCUGAAAAGGGCGAAAAGGAGUUUCAAGACAGCUUAACCAAAACAAGCGGUACGCCACAGGAAAGGACGACUCCAAACAGUGUCCAGAAACAGCGAGGAAAAAGCUCCACUCCAGUGAGCAUUCCCCAGCCGUUAUCACCAUCUGGAGCCACUGGAAGCUUGGAGCUUCAAGAGUCAGUUGCCACAACAGAAGCACGCUUAAGAAUGGAAGGAGUUGAACUUAAGGAAGAGUGGCAGGAUGAGGACUUUCCACGGCCCCUCCCAGAGGAAGAGGAGCUUGAAGAUGAGCUUUUUGCAGGAACCUCUGAGGCAGAAAACCCUGGCUACGCAGUGAGCCAUGGCAAGAAGACCAAGAAAAAACUUGCAGCUCCAGACAUCAGUCUUACUCUAGACCGCAGUGAAGGUUCUGUUCUCUCUGAUGAGCUGGAUGAAAGCACAGAGCUGGACCUCAGUGACAUGGACACACCCUCUGACAACAGCAAUGAAUUUGAAUGGGAAGAUGAUCUUCCUAAGCCGAAACCCACAGAACUCCUACAGAAGGGCGUGGAGUCAGUUCACGAGUAUUCAGUCUCAGAGGAGAGGGAGGAGAGCCGACGCUGGAAAAUGCUUCGUAUUGGAGACCAGGAACACAGAGUGGACAUGAAGGCCAUUGAACCUUACAAGAAAGUUAUCAGCCAUGGAGGUUACUAUGGAGAUGGUUUGAAUGCCAUAAUUGUGUUUGCUGUGUGCUUUAUGCCAGAAAGCAAUAAACCAAAUUACAGAUACAUCAUGGAGAAUUUAUUCAAGUACGUCAUUGGCACACUGGAGCUUUUGGUUGCUGAGAACUAUAUGAUUGUGUAUUUAAACGGGGCAACUUCUCGGAAGAAGAUGCCAACUGUUGGCUGGCUCAGAAAGUGUUAUCAGCAGAUUGAUAGGAGGCUACGGAAAAACCUGAAAUCCCUGAUAAUCGUGCACCCCUCUUGGUUUAUUCGAACCCUGCUGGCACUCACCAAACCUUUCAUAAGCUCCAAAUUUAGUCAGAAAAUCAAGUAUGUGUACAGCUUGUCGGACCUUGCUGAACUGGUUCCAAUGGAGUACGUGUCCAUACCAGAUUGUAUCAAACAGUUUGACGAGGAAAAAAAUAGGAAAAGCCGUAAAAGGUAUAUGCACUUUCACCCAGGAAUCGACCAGGAAAUGCACGGCAAAAUGGAGAGCGCAGCUACUACUGUCCCGGAGUGACCCUGCUCACACUUUGAGACGUGGAAAGGAGCAACGAAUGUUUAGGACUGCAGCCAUUUAUGUUUGUUUUUCGGGGUGACGGGACUGGAGGCUUCUUUGAACUGAGAAAGUGCCUUUUUGAAAUGAUGCUGCCUGUUACACAGUGGACCCUUUUGCUGCAUUUCUGCGUCAACCAGCUUGAUCUUCAGCAUUUCGUCCACAUGCUGUCAGAAAUGUUUUAAUCCUUUUUAUUUACUCCUGUAUGUCAUGGCAAACUAAACACAUUGGUUUUCCUUUAGUUACUGGUGUAUGUAUGUACACUAUUUAAGGCACUCUGUUACAAGUGGUUGAUGCAUGUUUUACUUUAUUACAUUUAAAAGUAUAUAUUUAUAUUCAAAAGGUGUCAAAGGAAAUAAAUUAAUAUAUUUUUAUGGUGGAUCUGAUUUUAAACUGCAUAUUAGGUCACUGACUCACUGAGUGGCAUUGCAUAGAACACGUUUGAUGGCAUCUUGUUCACUGUUCACUGCUGAUGUUCUUAUAAAAUCCUGCCUGGGGAAAAUAAUUUUUUUUGUUUUGUUUUUUGCCCCUCACUUGAAUGUACUGUUUUGCUAGCUGAGGGUGAACACUUGUGAAAGCAAUUUUCUGAACCAACGAUGUAGGUCUUUAUUUUCUCAUUUCCUUCAAGUAAAACCAUGAAUCCAUUCUGA
Archocentrus centrarchus (flier cichlid) is the source of this 2769-nucleotide messenger RNA. RefSeq names its product BCL2 interacting protein 2 (gene bnip2). Gene Ontology annotation, biological process: apoptotic process. Lineage: Eukaryota; Metazoa; Chordata; Actinopteri; Cichliformes; Cichlidae. The transcript is spliced from 11 exons. The record is from RefSeq and is a predicted model, not a curated record. Gene Ontology annotation, cellular component: cytoplasm. The coding region runs from base 659 to 2083 and encodes 474 amino acids.